Messenger RNA from Carassius carassius (crucian carp), 6918 nucleotides. RefSeq names its product attractin-like 1b (gene atrnl1b). The transcript has 29 exons. Gene Ontology annotation, molecular function: protein binding. The coding region runs from base 848 to 4951 and encodes 1367 amino acids. Lineage: Eukaryota; Metazoa; Chordata; Actinopteri; Cypriniformes; Cyprinidae. The record is from RefSeq and is a predicted model, not a curated record. Gene Ontology annotation, cellular component: Golgi apparatus.
UUGAGUUUGCUCCAACCUGAGGAGCAAGCUUCCCGUACUAUGGGAGCUUAAACGGUGGUCGAGGGGGCCGAAAUUCACACACUGAGAGGGUUUCAGCGCACCGGGACGAAGAGGAUAUAUACCAACACCGAGGGUCGACGCAUUCGUUAAGGAGUUUAUUACGUUGAGCCUGAAAAACAGCGAGAAAAUAUGCGGAUAACGGAUAGUUGCUCAGGUUUUCCAAAUCCCUCAGCGCAGCGGACAACAGCAGAAACAACAACCGUGUUACUGACCGCUGCUGUUAAAAAGGAUGCUUUUUACUCCGAAACCUUCUCCGUGUAGCGUUUUUUCCCCCCGUGGCAUAUGAACAUUUAGCAACGAAAAGCUCAAGGUUUAAAAGCUUUAAAUCACACCAGCAGUGUAUUUGGACAGUCAGCUGAAUGUUUACACUUUAAAAUGGCUGCGGACGGGAUCAGAAUAAGACCGUUGAAUAAUGUGAUGCUUUAAAGCUGGAAAUAUCUCGUCACAUGAUUUAUGGUAAUGCUCUGGAAGGAGAGAUUUUUUUCAGUGUUAUGGGGAAUUAUUUUCCAGCUUUGUAACUGCAGGAGGUAACGUAGGAAAUUCCUGCCCUUGUUCAGAAACAAUGAGGCGAGAAAGAUGAUUUAAUAUGUCUGUGUUUAUGCUCCUUUUAUCAUAUCACACUCGGAUCUGGAGUUUUUCCGUCAAACGACUGCCUGAAUUUCCAUGAUCUGUAAGUGAACGGAUCCCCCUGCUGUUUUAAUUGAAAUAAUCUGGGCUCCAGUAAGCAGGAAAGAAAGGCCCUGAGUUACUGAUACCCAAUCACCAACAGCAGCAGCACCCAUAAACCAUGAAUGCUGGGAAGAGGAUGCUCAGACCUGAACUGUUUCUGGUCAGACACGACAGACAGAGACUGCAGGGCAUGCAGAGAUAUUUCUGGCUGUGUGUGAUGUUCUCCCUGGUGCUGAUUUCAGACGGCUCUCCAUCUAAACCCUGCGAGAAGAGCUGUCUGUCAGGCAGGUGUGUGAACGGAUCUUGUGUCUGUGAUCGUGGAUGGGUUGGGGACCAGUGUCAACACUGCCAGGGAAGAUUCAAGUUGACUGAGCCGUCUGGGUACCUAACGGAUGGCCCCAUUAACUACAAGUACAAAACCAAGUGCACCUGGCUGAUUGAGGGCUACCCAAACGCAGUCCUGAGGUUACGAUUUAACCAUUUUGCGACCGAAUGUAGCUGGGACCACAUGUACGUCUAUGACGGAGACUCGAUUUAUGCUCCCUUAGUAGCCGUCUUCAGUGGUCUUAUUGUCCCUGAAGUGAAAGGGAAUGAGACUGUCCCUGAAGUGGAGACCAACUCAGGCUACGCACUUCUGCACUUUUUUAGCGACGCUGCCUACAACCUGACAGGAUUUGAAAUCUUCUACUCAAUCAACUCAUGCCCAAAUAACUGCUCUGGCCACGGGAAGUGCACCUCGGGUAACUCGAUAGCGAGCCGUGUAUAUUGUGAAUGUGAUAAGUACUGGAAGGGUGAGGCCUGUGACAUCCCGUACUGCAGGAACAACUGUGGCAGCCCUGAUCACGGCUACUGCGACCUCACCGGGGAAAAGCUCUGCGUGUGCAAUGACAGCUGGCAAGGUCCAGACUGCUCACUAACCAUGCCCUCCACCGAGUCUUACUGGAUCAUGCCCACAAUGAAGCCUUUUGGAGCAUCGCUGGGUAGAGCAUCCCAUAAGGCGGUGGUGCAGGAAAAGGUCAUGUGGGUUGUUGGUGGCUACACCUUUAACUACAGCAACUUUCAGAUGGUUCUAAAUUAUAAUUUGGAAAGUGGCAUCUGGAACACUGUGCCCAUCAGCAGCGGACCCCUGCCGAGACACGGACACUCCUUGGCACUAGAUCGGAAUGAGAUCUACAUGUUUGGAGGCAAGUUGGAGAUGGGUGCCAGUAACAUAACAGAUGAACUGUGGGUGUUUAACAUACCCAAAAUGACAUGGUCACAGAAGUCCCCCAGUGUGCCAGCCCACGGCCAGAUCUACGCUGUGGAAGGCCACUCCGCACAUAUAGUAGAGCUGGAUAACGGUGAUGUGGUGAUGGUUGUCAUCUUCGGCUACUCCUCCAUCUACAGCUACAUCAGCAAUGUUCAGGAGUACAACAUCCGAACAAACACAUGGCUGGUGCCAGAGACCAGAGGAGCGAUCGCUCAGGGUGGGUACGGACACAGUAGCGUGUAUGACAGCAGCAGCAAGAGUGUGUAUGUGCACGGGGGCUACAAAUCACUUCCAGCAAACAAAUACGGCCUGGUGGAUGAUCUUUACCGCUAUGAGGUUCUGACCCGCACAUGGACGAUUCUUAGGGAAAGUGGUUACCCUCGUUACCUGCAUUCGUCUGUGCUGCUGGGAGGAAUGUUGCUCAUCUUUGGAGGAAAUACCCAUAAUGACACCUCUCUUAGCAAUGGAGCCAAGUGCUUCUCUGCUGACUUCCUCGCCUAUGACAUUGCGUGUGAUGAGUGGAAGGUCCUUCCCAAACCAAACUUGCACAGAGACGUGAAUCGCUUUGGACAUACAGCAGUAACCAGUAAUGGGUCCAUGUAUGUGUUUGGCGGUUUCUCCGGUGUCCUUCUGAAUGAUGUACUAAUCUACAGGCCACCCAGCUGUGAGGCUUUCCUGGGGCAGGAGCGCUGUGAAGCCGCAGGCCCUGGUGUGCGUUGCGUUUGGAAAGGGGGCCGCUGCAUGUCCUGGGAGCCCAGCUUCACUAACAGAGCUACACCUGCUCCAUUCUGCCCUGCCAAAGCUGCCACGGUGGAUGAGAGAUGUUACCGUUUCUCAGACUGCACCAGCUGUACUGCCAACACUAAUGGAUGUCAGUGGUGCGACAGCAAGAAAUGCAUCUCCGCUCUCAGUAACUGCAGUGCUACUGUAAAGAAUUUCACCAAAUGUCCAAUCAGAAAUGAGCAGAUUUGCAGUAAGAUGGCCAACUGCAAGAGCUGCUCCCUCAACCUCAGCUGCCAAUGGGAUCCUCAACAGCAGGAAUGCCACACCCUUCCUGCCCAGCUGUGUGGAGAUGGCUGGAGCAAUGUCGGGGAGGCCUGUCUGCAGAUCAACUCCAGCAGGGAGAGCUAUGACAAUGCUCAGCACUACUGCAAGAACCUGGAGGGAAACAUCGCCUCGCUUACCACAGUAAAGCAGGUGGACUUUGUGCUGGAAGAACUGCAGAAGUACCAGCAGAUAGGGAAGAAACUGUCCCCCUGGGUUGGCCUGAGGAAGAUCAACGUGUCAUACUGGGGCUGGGAGGACAUGUCUUCAUUUACUAACACCUCUCUGCAGUGGCUACCCGGUGAGCCCAAUGAUUCAGGCUUCUGUGCUUACCUCGAGAAAGCUCAGAUCUCUGGCCUCAGGGCGAAUCCCUGCACUGCCAACACAGACGGCCUCAUCUGUGAGAAACCAGUUGUGAGCCCGAACCAGAACGCCCGCCCAUGUAAGACGCCCUGCUCCCUGCGCACCUCUUGUGAGAACUGCACCAGCCAGGCCAUGGAGUGCAUGUGGUGUGGAAGCACCAAACGCUGCGUGGACUCUAAUGCCUACGUCAUCUCCUUUCCCUACGGCCAGUGUCUGGAGUGGCAGACGGGAGACUGCGUGUCUCAGAACUGCUCUGGUUUGCGUACAUGUGGUCUGUGUCUGGAGCAGCCUGACUGUGGCUGGUGUGGGGACCCCAGUAACACCGGCCGAGGGCAGUGCAUAGAGGGUUCAUAUCGUGGACCCAUGAAGAGCAACUCCAGACACAGUCAAGACAUGGUGCUGGAGACGGGGCUCUGCCCAAAAGAACGGGGCUUUGAAUGGGCCUUCAUUCAGUGCCCUGCAUGCCAGUGCAAUGGCCACAGCACGUGUGUGAAUGGCAGCGUGUGCGAGCAGUGUCGUAACCUCACCACUGGCCUCCACUGCGAAACAUGCUUGGCCGGGUACCAUGGAGACCCAACCAAUGGCGGAAAGUGCCAAGCCUGUAAAUGUAAUGGCCAUGCCAGCGUGUGCCAGGUGCUGACGGGCAAGUGCUUUUGCACCACCAAGGGUAUCAAAGGUGACCAAUGCCAGCUUUGUGACUCAGAAAACCGUUACCUUGGCAACCCCCUCCGAGGAACCUGUUACUAUAACUUGCUGAUUGAUUACCAGUUCACCUUCAGUCUGCUUCAAGAAGAUGACCAGCACUACACUGCCAUUAACUUCAUGGCCACUCCUGAACAGACCAGCAAGAACUUGGACAUGUCAAUCAAUGCAUCAAACAAUUUCAAUCUGAACAUCACUUGGUCAGUGGGGUCAACAGCUGGGACCAUCUCUGGGGAAGAGAUCCCCAUCAUGUCCAAAACUAACAUCAAGGAGUACAGAGACAGUUUCUCUUGUGAGAAAUUCAGUUUUCACAGUAAUCCUAACAUCACUUUCUAUGUAUACAUCAGCAACUUCUCAUGGCCAAUCAAAAUACAGAUUGCCUUCUCUCAGCACAACAGCAUUAUGGACCUGGUGCAGUUCUUUGUGACGUUUUUCAGCUGUUUUCUGUCGCUGUUACUAGUAGCUGCAGUGGUGUGGAAGAUCAAACAGACCUGUUGGGCCUCCAGGCGACGAGAGCAACUGAUGAGGGAAAGGCAGCAGAUGGCCAGUCGUCCUUUUGCCUCAGUUGCGGUGACACUGGAUGUGGGCGGCACUCAAGUUGAACUGCUUCAGGGUGGAAUCGAGGGACCGCCCAAGCCAGUUGCCGUGGAACCCUGUUCAGGGGGUAAAGCUGCAGUGCUCACAGUGCUAAUGAGCCUCCCAAGAGUGGCAUCUGGUGUUCCUCCACCCGGCCAGUCAGGUAUAGCCAUCGCCAGCGCUCUUAUCGACACGCCCCAGCAGAAGCCCAUGGACUUCAAAGAGAAAAGCCAAGGCUGGAAGAACCGCAAAGCUCUGCCUCCCGCUCACCAGGGCACCUGUGUUUGAAUCGUCUGAGGCCUCGGCGGGCUGUCCUUUACCACAUCGACCUCCUCUCUUGUGCUGCUUCAGGCAGACGGAGGCCUAGAGCAGCCCCAUGUGAGGGGGGUGACAGAGUGCCCUAUAUUUCCACUGAACAUACACUUUAUCUCUCCACAUCAGUUGAAAAUAGAUCUCCUCCAUUUCAAACGACCUUGUUUUCACCAUCUGCUCAAGCUCAAACAUUACAAGCUCGACUUCAUCUGAACAAAUCGACAGGCUGCUUUUUGAUUCAGUUGUGCCCUUUCCCUACAGUGAUUUCUGUCUUCUCAAGGCCUUCUGAACAUUGAGGGUCUCUCUAAUGGUCUCCCAUCAGCUGUACACCAAGCACAGAUGUGCCUCUAGCAUAGUUUGUACAUUAUGGACCAGAGUGUCUUUCUAAGCCAGAAGUAGCGUUCUGGUAGUCUCGGGAUGGUUGCCAGUUUUGUGUACGGGUUGCUCACCUAUUUCUAUUCUCGCCAACUAGACUUCUGUUUUCCUAAAAAAUUUUUAACUAUUUUGACAUUUUAUUUAAGAGAUGGACUAUACAGUAGAAAUGUUUACCAUGGCGUGGAAGCUAUCUGUUGUGUAAGCUAAUGACGUUCUGCUGCUGAUAGUCUCAUGCUUGGUAAACUUGUGUUAGGAGUGGAUCACAUCUGUUUUUAGCUAGAUAGGUUUCACACAUUUAAUUCUUGCGCUCUUCUUGUGAAGACUUUGCAUGGACCACUCACACUAUGCUUGAAAAUUUGAAACAGUUUUUGGGUUACGUGUCACACGAAGAACUUCUUCAUGUCUUGAAAUAUUGCACAUGUUAGCUGCGCCAUAAUGUAGAGGAGACAGCUGGUGCGGGUGAAACCGAGUGUCAGUCGUAAAUCACAGAGAUAAGUCAUACUAUAGGAUGAAAUCGUGUCUCGCUGAACUGACAAACCUGGAGAAUUUACUUCAGCAGAUGCAUCACAACGGGUGUAUAGUAUUGUUAAGGAAAUGCUAGGGAACUUAUUUUUAUUGUCAUUUUGCAGCGGUACAGAUUUAAAUGAACAGUGACUCAUAACUUUGCAGUAAUGCUUCAUUUCUUUAUAAGGAACUUUUGUAUUCUUAAGUUUCACAUAUUGUGAACGUCAACAGAGGACGAUUUUGAGGAGACCAGCAGGUGAGGGUGUAUUUAGACUGUUUCUACAUUCAAGGAUUGAAGUCUUAAAGCAGUGAGAGCUUUCUGAGAGCAGGUUUACCAGGACUCACCAUACAACUGGAUCUGAAUCUUCUGAAAUCCUCAGCCUUGCUCUACCUGAUUAACGCAUCGUUAGGACCGAGCCUGAGCCCUUCGUGGGUAAAACAGGAUGUCCAGGUGACUGUGUUUUCCUCUGUGGCAACAGCAAAAAGUGUACAGCAAUCCUUAUCAUCACUCGUUUGCUUUAGAUGGAUUUGAACAUUUGAAUCUGUGAAUUGCUCUGUUUCUCGUCAUGUAGCUACUUCAAUGUUUUUGUUUGUAUUUUGCAUUUUGCUGGUAAUAAAGGAUAUUAAAAGGUCAAUAAGUAUUUUAGGUCCACCCUCUGUACAUGACGUUAAUGAGAAAUAAUCAUGUCUUUUACAAUGUUGAACUGUUUUUGUAUCUAAUUGAUUCCUGUGUAAUACCUCUGAUUUGAUUAAUUGACAAGUUACUCAUGUAACUAACUCUGUUCAUGUUGGUGUCUGUUUUUUUAGGGAUAGAUGUAAACAGAAGCUGCUUAUCUAGAUUAUUCUGGGCAUUUAGAACUUACUUUUCAGGUCACGCUGUGUAAUUUAGUUUUGGAGCUAUUUUGUAGAUUCACACAGGAAUUCUACAGACUGAUUACACAGGAAUCAUCUCACUGUACCUGAGAGGAAAAAAAAGACAGAUUCAUUCAUCCCUCAGUGCAUAUCAUUAAUCUUCAUUGUAUUUUACAGGUGAAUGGAAAAAUAAAACACUUGAAUAUUCAUAA